AUGUGCAAAGAAUUCCUCCAACAGCUACGUAGCACAACUACGUUGCCCGAUGCAGCUGUCUACGACAACGUCGGGUUGAGCGAUGGAACUGAAGACCCCGAAUUGCCGCGCGAUUUUGGUCGAGGCAACAAUGGACAAUGUUUGGGUCCGGUGCACCAGAAGCAUACUCAAUUCCGGUCAAGAACCGGCUCAACGGUCACUGGUGUAUUGUUCCGGGACCUGUGUGGCGUGAACGUUCAAGCUAGUUUUCAACUUGACGGCGGAUUGUUCUCCUCCCAUAGCGUUAUGGAUCGUGACAGCACCAUGCGGAGUGUUCCGCUCGAAAGGCUUAUUUUUCAUGUACGUCUUUACAUCUUCAAAUUCUACUCGGCUUCUCAUGGUUCCAAACCCACCCACCGUAUGGAGACCGGGAGACUCCGAGGAAACUAG
This is a messenger RNA of Clonostachys rhizophaga, 429 nucleotides long. The record is from the annotation of a GenBank genome assembly. Lineage: Eukaryota; Fungi; Ascomycota; Sordariomycetes; Hypocreales; Bionectriaceae.